AUGAAUUACAAAAAGUCGACACUUUCAAUUUUAAAAGUUAAAAUGACAAAGCCAACAUCUACACCAAUUAGUAAAAGAAAAUCAAAUCAUCAAGGAAAUACUCACGUAGCGCAUCAUCAUCAACUACAUUUAUAUAACUCGGCACAAUCUGCAUCUGCAUCUGCAUCACCGACUACUCAACAACAAGAAGAAGUGGGACAAGAACAACACGACCAACAACAACAACAACAACAACAACAAGAGGAAGAAGAAGAACAAGAAGAAAUAAUAUCUUCAAUGAAGUUUCAGAAAGAUGAUGAAGAAUCUUCACUACUUUCAAAAUUAUCAAUAGUAGAUGAUAAAGUGAACAAAGAUGAUACCGAAAAGGAAAAGGAAGAGAGUACGACUAGUCCGACGACGAGUACUACUCCACCAUCACCAUCACUAUUUGCAUCGAUAUCAACAUCACCACCUACUACUACUACAUCUGCUACCACACCAAUUACUACAACAACAACUACAACAACUAUUGGAAAUACAAAGAAAACAACAACAACAUCAAGUUCGACUAAAUCAAAAUCAUCGUCUAGAUCAUCAUCAACUUCAUCUACGAUUGCAGACAAGUAUCAUCAGAUCAUGUUGAAUCAAUUAGGAUUGGCGAUGGGUAAUGGAGCACAACAUGCACAUAUGGGGACGAUAACCAAUGCAAACAUGUUGGUUAACCCUGCUACUAUGCAACCUCCACCUACAUCGUCGAUUGGACAGAGUUGCAAGUAUGGCGAACUCAAACAUCGUAGUCUUUUGACACAGGCAUUGUCUCGUACUCUACCUCCAAUUGCUAUUACUGGAAAGGGUCAAAACAUUGCUUUGGCUGCACGAAUGCGAUAUGAUACAAUGCAAAUCAACGAAAAGAUUGAUAUUAUAUUGGGAUUCUGGAAUUUGGUUUCGGAAUUGAAACGAUACACAAUCAACACGUUUGUAAACUCGACUACACAAAGUAUACUAGAUUCAAAAUACACAAACAAAAGUGGAAAGGAAAAAGAUGUAAAUGGAAAGGAUAAUAAGGAAGUUAAUGGUAGUGGAGGUGGAGGUGGAGGUCUAAUCAACAACAAGACAGCUGAAGAAAAGGAACAAUUAUUGUUGGACGAUUUUUACUCUGAUUUUCCAUCAUCAAAGAAACCUCACAAGAAACAAAAGACUGAAAAGAAAGACAUGGCAGAGGAUGAAGAAGAGGCAGAGGAACGUGCAAAGUUGGAUGCACUUUUGCCAAAAGAACAAACUAGCAAAGCCUACAAAAACAAGGGUAAUGAACUAUUUCAAAAGAAACAAUACUAUGACGCACUGUUACUUUAUGGUGAGGCACUUCGUUUGUAUAAUAGUGAACCUACCAAAGACCCACAAAUACUCAUUUCAAUACACUCGAAUAGAUGUUUGUGUUUGGUACAUUUAGAGAAAUUUGAAGAGGGUGCAAUGGAAGCUACACGUGGUCUAGAAUGCAACCCUGAACAGUUGGCACACAAACUAUUGUAUCGUCGUGGUAUUUGUAACUUUAGUCUACGUCGCUACAACAUGGCGAAAAAGGAUUUCCAAGAUGCACAUAAAUUGGUGAGCAAGAUUAAAAUGGAUGGAUCUGAUUUACAAUCGAUUGAAAGUUAUCUUGAAAAGAUUGGAAAGAUCAAAGGUGCUGGUAUAUCAGACAGCAGCAACGACUCGAAUGGCAACGACAAUGGAAAGGAUCAAGAAUCUAUAGACAACCAAAAGAUUUCAAUUGUUGAUAGUCGUGUAUCAUUUAGAUAUGCUUCAGAGAGUCUUGGUCGUAUAGCAGAGGCUACAGAUGAUAUCAAAGCCAAUACAAUCUUAAUCAAAGAGAAUGCAUAUGUUACUUGUUUAGAUCGUGCUUCUUAUUCUUCUCAUUGUCAUAAUUGUUUUAAAGAAACUCUUUCACCUAUUUUUUGUAAAAAAUGUAAUCAUUCACAAUAUUGUAGUGAGAAAUGUUUGAAUCAAGAUUUCAUUAAAUAUCACGAGAUGGAAUGUUCAAUUGGAUUCUUAUUAUUAUGUUCAUCAGAAGGGUUAUUAACCAUUCGUUUAUUAGCUCAAAAAGCAAAAGAAAAGAAAAAGAACAAAGAUAAACAACAACAACAAGAGUCAAAUAAUAAUAAUAAUAAUACCAACAACAACGACAAUAAUAGUAACACCACAAAUCAAAGUCAAAGUAGUCAAACAACAUCAGAACAACAAUAUAUUCCAAAAGUUGAUUCUACCAUUACAUCAAAUGCUUCAAAUAAUAAUAAUAACACUUCUACUCAUAUUGGUGGAAAUAGAGAUUAUGUUAUAAAUAGUGGUACAACAUUGCCAUUAUAUUUUGAAGAAGUUGAUCCAAAUCCAGAAGCUAUUAUUGGUGAUUUAAAACUUUAUCAUCCAAAUUACGAUUUAAUCUAUUCGUUUGAUCCACAUUACAAACAACAUUCUCAUGAAAGAUUGGUAGCACUCAUUAUCGAAGCUUUUCUUAUUCAACGCUUCCUUGUUCAACGUGGUCAUGAAUUGGGAAUUCCAAAGGAAGAUGCAACCAUCCUAACCAUUGUCAGACAUUUAUGUCAACUGUCAUCGUACAUUUACUCGAUUCCAGUGUUUAUUACUCAAGACGAUGAUCAAGAAAGAUGUCAUCAUGGAAACAUUCAACGAUUUAUUCCAAUUAAAAUUGCCUAUGCCAUUUUCCCAGUCUCUUCACUACUCAAUCACUCUUGUGAUAACAAUACCAUCCUCCAGUACAAUGGAUCGUCCAUCACUAUCAAAUCAUUGAAAAAUAUAUCGAAAAAUGAUGAAAUCACCGGUUGCUAUGGUCCUCACGCCUUCCAUUUAGAACUUCGAGAAAGAUUAGAAUGUUUAAAAGAAGAAUAUUUCUUUAUUUGUAGAUGUCAUGCUUGUAAUGCAAAAAUUGGACCAAAUUUAUUAAGAUGUCCAACUCAAAGUUUAGAAUCUGGUGGUGAACAAUGUAAAGGAACAUUAUUGGAAAGAGUUGAUACUAAUAGUUUGGGACAAGAAGAAGAUGACUCGUAUCCAGAAGGUGCUUCGUAUGACGACUACAAUGGUAGAAAGUUUGUUUGUAGUAUUUGUUCUUUGGAGCUUGGAAAGAUGGAUUGCUUCAUGUUGACCUCUCAAUCGGUCAUGUCAGGUGCCAUCUUUAGCAAUGCCACCAAAUUAUUGAUUGACACUGAACACCACCAACCACCUCGCGAGGUAGAAGAGAUGUUGUUCAAGUGUUUGGAGAUUCGUAAACAAAUCUAUCAUGUAAAGAGUAGAAAGAUUGGAGAGGUGUAUGAUGCAUUGUCACGUUACUAUAUUGCCAAAGACAAGUACAAGGAAGCUGUAACCUAUGCCGAAAGAGCCAUCAACAACAUAUUUUUACGUCUGGGACACUCUCAUUCGACCGAAUUGGCUCGCGAGUGGGCCAAACUUGCCAACAUUUACAUUAAUGCAGGCGAACCUGCCAAAGCCAUCAAAGCCAUCAACACAUCCGAGUCGUUGUUGGUCAAGUGGAAGACAGAGCCAUCCGACGACGAAAUACUCGCUCAACUUCACAACCACAAAAAGGUAUUGGAUGCCUCAAAAUUGAUUCCUGGCACCAACAAGGUCGAAAUCAAUCUAACUCAACUUUGGUGUUCUCCAGACUUUGAUUCUGACCAAUUCUUCCAUCGAAUGAUACUCUAUCACAAGGAUAAAAAUAAUUUUGAAAAUAAACUCUAA
Molecule: messenger RNA, 3723 nt
Organism: Cavenderia fasciculata
Lineage: Eukaryota; Evosea; Eumycetozoa; Acytosteliales; Cavenderiaceae
Product: SET domain-containing protein
Exons: 4
Coding region: 1-3723 (1240 amino acids)
Molecular function (GO): protein binding
Source: RefSeq, a predicted model, not a curated record